Trypanosoma rangeli is the source of this 1731-nucleotide messenger RNA. RefSeq lists its product as uncharacterized. The record is from RefSeq and is a predicted model, not a curated record. The transcript has a single exon. The coding region runs from base 1 to 1731 and encodes 576 amino acids. Lineage: Eukaryota; Euglenozoa; Kinetoplastea; Trypanosomatida; Trypanosomatidae.
AUGCCACAAAAAGCAGCGGCGACGGAAGAGCUGGCGGCCGGCAGUGCCAUUGUCGUUCGGGCGCACUCCCGCGCCGAUGCGGUGACUGUGUACCAGAGCGAAAUGCAAGUGCGGCGCGUCGCGGAGGUCGCACUGCCUGCCACCACCUCCACCGCAGCCGCGGCGGAGCGGUGCGGCGACGAGGAGAGGGAGGACGACGUCCUGCAGCUGCUCUUCGCCAUGCCACCGCAGUUUCAGCAGGACUCGGUGCAAGUUCGGUUCGACGAGCACACCGCCGCCCGCGUCGUGCUGCGCGGGGUUCUCUUUGAGUCCACCCCUGCGGUGGACUGCGACGCACCCGUGACGCAGCAAGAGGAGGAGCUCGAGAAGGUCAGGAAACAGAUCAGAGAGCUCCAACGGUACCUCAAACUCAAUCUGCUCGAGCAGAAGGCCGUGAAGGAGGAGGCGGACCUGCACGCCAGCCUCUUCAAGCGUGCCUGUAGCCCCGUGACGGAUGGCCUGCAGGCGGCGCUUGAGGUGGACUUUUGGGAGGCACAGCUGGCGGAGUUGGAGACGUCCAUCGAAAUCGCCUUGGCGGAGCGGCGGCGGCUGCAAAAAGAAGCGGAUGGCGUGGAGUCGGAGGUGAAACGACUGCAGGAAGUUCUCGACGAAAUGAAGUACACCUCUACCCCAACAGACACCAGCGCGGCGUCGAAUCCGCAGGCGACCUCCGUGUGCAUCGUGCUGAAGGUCAAGGAGGCGCUGCCGCACGCGGUGGUGUACGUGUCUUACAUGUCCUCAGGCGCCUCCUGGCGGGCGGAGUAUGAAGUGGGGCUGGACAGCCAUCGGCAGUUGGUGACGCUGCGCUACAACGCCGUGGUGCAUGCCGGCGUGGAGGAUCUCCAAGACGUGGCGCUCACACUUUCCUCCGCCGUCCCAUGCCGCAACAGCGCCGAGCCAAAGCUUGAGCCGUGGCAGCUUCAACCCGGAUUGACGAUCGGUAACCCCAACUUCCUAGUGAUGUGUGCAGCGCAUGGGAGUUGCGAAAGCAGUGCGGGUGGCGAGAUGGGCAUUGAGGCUGCCAUGGCGAAUGAGAUGACGGGGAUGAUGACCUUCACCGUGCCAUCGCGCCACACACUGCGCCGGGGAGGCGCGGCGCUUCGGGUGCCGCUCACCGUCCUGGAAUGGAAGGCCACCGUGUCGUUCAUGACAGUGCCCGCCGUCAGCGAGAACGUCUUUGCCAAGGCAGUCUGCACAAACGAGAGCGACUACCUGCUUCUCCCCGGCAACGCCACUGUCACGCUCAACGGCGACUUUGUUGCAAACGACUCCCUCGAACAAACCGCCCCUGGCGAGCAGCUCAGCGUGCACUUCGGUGUCGACAAAACUAUUGAGGUCCGCCGGCGACUGCAGCAGCAGCUUACCACCAGCAUGAAGCCACAACUGUUUGGCCGCGGGUCGCGGCAACGACGGCUCUUCUCCUACACUACGACCCUCAAAAACAAAAAGCGGGACGAGGCCGUCACCGUGACGCUGCGGCAACACGUCCCAAAGUCGGAUGAGGAGGCACUCACCGUCCGCCUGCUGGAGCCCAAGAACUACGCCGCGACCGCCAACGAGGAGCAACGCCGACGCCUGGAAGUGGACGGGGUGCUAGAGGUGCAGCUGACGCUGAAGUCCAACGAGACAGUCGAACUGCCGUUCUCCUUCGAAGUUGAAGCCCCCAUCGGCGCGCACAUCUACGGCCUGUGA